Molecule: messenger RNA, 1325 nt
Organism: Triplophysa rosa
Lineage: Eukaryota; Metazoa; Chordata; Actinopteri; Cypriniformes; Nemacheilidae
Gene: glt8d2
Product: glycosyltransferase 8 domain containing 2
Exons: 9
Coding region: 77-1222 (381 amino acids)
Cellular component (GO): Golgi apparatus
Molecular function (GO): glycosyltransferase activity
Source: RefSeq, a predicted model, not a curated record
UGUUCAGAUGAAUGGAUAUUAACGCGAGACUGAUGUGAAUUGAAGUGGAAAUCAUACAGAUGCUUAAGAAUGAAACAUGGCUCUGCUAAGGAAAAUCAACCGUGGGCUCUUCAUUCUGUUAAUCCUGGUGGCACUUUAUGUUCUGUUAAACAAGACAAGAUCACAGAUGGCCAAGUUUUCAGAGCUGAAGAAAGAUGAGAUUGAAGCAGGUGUUGAAGAUAAGCCGGACAGAGAUGUCCCUGUGCUGAUCUGUGCAUCAGAGGAGCGCAUCGGCGCUUCCAUGGCAACCAUCAACAGCGUCUUCAGCAACACUCAGGCUAACGUUUUUUUCUACAUAGUUACUCUGCGAGAUGCCAUCAGAAACAUAAGGGAAUACAUUGAUAAUACCAAACUAAGAAAAAUCAAGUACAGGAUCCUGGAGUUUAACCCGAUGGUGUUGAAAGGGAAAGUGAAUCCGGACUCAUCCAGACCAGAACUGCUGCACCCUCUGAACUUUGUGAGGUUCUACCUGCCGCUUCUUGACAUUGAAAAUCACGAGCGCAUUGUUUACCUGGAUGAUGAUGUCAUAGUGCAAGGAGAUAUACAGGAACUGUACCACAUCAAACUAAAAGCCGGGCACGCAGCAGCAUUCGCAUCAGACUGCGACCUGCCCCAAACUCACGAGAUGGUGCGCAGCGUGGGGAUGCAGGUGUAUAUUUUUGUGUGCGUGUUAUAUAUUUAUGCAUGCAUAUCACAUGGAGUCUCAAUGUAUCCAUCUUUUGAACGGCUCCAACAGACAACCUACAUGGGCUUCCUGGAUUACCGCAAAGAGGCAGUCAGAGAGCUGGGCAUCAACCCCAGCGAGUGCACAUUUAACCCUGGGGUUUUUGUGGCAGAUGUUGCAGAAUGGAAAAAGCAAGAAAUAACUAAACAGUUAGAGAUCUGGAUGACUAGGAACUUCAGGGAAAAGCUGUACAGCAGUGCUGUGGCAGGGGGCGUGGCCAGCCCUGCGAUGCUCAUCGUCUUUCAUAAUAGAUACACAACCAUUGAUCCACUGUGGCAUGUCAGACACUUGGGCUGGAGUCCUGAUGCUCAGUAUCCAGAGUCUGUUCUCCAAGAGGCACAACUACUGCACUGGAACGGCAAUUUCAAACCAUGGGAGUACCCAUGUGUCCAUUUGGAGCGUUGGGAGAAAUGGUUUAUUCCAGACCCCACAGGAAGGUUCUCCCCGAUACGACCAUAACAGACUGAAUGAUCCUUAAAUUUAAUCUUAAAGGAACUUUCAUUUUUUAUGGUGCUUGAUGGAAAUGUUGGACAAUGUUUUCAGUUUUGCAGCAAUGAAAUCC